UUCGUUUGGAAGACCUACAAAUUUUCUUUCAGAUUCUGCCCUUUCCCGGAAAAAAAAAACACACCAAAGCGACCCAGUUGGUGAAAAGAGCACAUUAGAGAUGCGAAGAGGUGGUGGAGGACGAAGGGGCUCUGGGAACUACUCGAAUCCGUGCUUGACCCUGCACCAACCAUGGGCGUCAUUGUUGGUCUAUGGUAUCAAACGCAUUGAAGGCAGGUCCUGGACUGCUCCUAUUAGAGGUUGCCUUUGGAUUCAUGCUGCAAGUAAAGUUCCGGAGGAGGAUACAAUCAAAGCAAUGGAAGAUUUCUAUAGAGAAAUUUAUGCAGCGAAUGGCAUCACUGACAUAAAGUUUCCAGAACAUUAUCCUGUUUCAAGACUUUUAGGGUGUGUUGAUGUGGUUGGCUGUGUUAGAUGUGAUGAGCUAGCAAGCUGGGAGGCAGUACCUGAAGGGGUGAGACUAGAAGGACAAACAGAUUUUUGCUGGCUUUGUGAACAGCCAAAGAAAUUGCUAGUUCCUUUUGAGAUGCGAGGCUAUCAACGUGUUUAUAACUUGGAAAAGAAGAUAUACGAGGCUGCUGUUAGAGGUCUUGUCAGUGUUGAAGGUCCAAUGCCAGUAAAAUUUCCCCUUCCAGAUCCUCAAGAUCCCUUUUCCUUAAAACCAGGCUCUAUUUCUGAAGAGUUCUCUGAAAAUGAAGCAUCCGGAGUGGAGAAGUCAGAGAGUCUCAGUGCAGCAAUUGCUGGUGCACGAGCAGCAGCUACACAUUUCAACAAGAAAGAUUAAAACCUUCUAACUAUUACCAUGAAAAAUUGCUAUUCCAACUCCACAAGCAUGGUCAACCUGACAGCAAAUCAUUGGAAGAAGAUAAAAUGCCACAGAGCUACUCAUGUGGACGUUCUGAUGAGGAAUCCUUAGUUCCGAGCCACACAGAGCAACACAAUCCCAUUCAGUACUAUGACAGCAGUAGUCGCAAUCAAACCUGUGAAGAUUUGAAAUAGAUCCCUGAGCUUCAACGAAGGGUUUUUGUUGUCUUAUCAGUGGUGAUCUUUUUUUAAUUCUGUUCUGUUGUUGCCUGCUUUAGUAAUUUUCCAGAUUCAAUCAUGUAUGAGAGGGAUAUGCCUUGGCAAGUUCAUGCUAUUAUUGCAAUUUAAUAUAGUAAGAAAAUCCUGGCAGUUUCAAGUCUGAUUUCAGUAUCUGAUGUCUUCGAUCCAAAUACAAGUUCAAUUCUGGCUGAGAUCCUAUGUUUGGUUGUGCGUUACUGCCAUAAAUAAGCACCGGAUGCACAUCUUCAUCUCCCAUUUCAUAUCAGCAUGACAGGAUAUUCUAAUUUGUUUGAAAGGAUUCUCCAUUUUUGAUAUGUUCUUCGACGUAGCGCUUAUUGUAAGUAGGCUAGACUGUUGAUCACUAGAAUUGCGAUAAAAUUGCCGUUUUGUGACGAGUCUGAUCUCUUGCCUUUCUAGAUUUUUGCAGCAGCUGUAAGAAGGCUGGAACAAUCUUGAUUUCUGCUCGGAAUGAGCUCUGUAUGUCCAACCUCCUAUACAAGUGGCAGACAGAAAAAGACGUGCUGUAUUGUGAGAUUUCAUAUACAGUUGGAAGUCUCAGGCUCGGUGGAUAGUGGCUACUUCGCGUUCUCAUAUGGCUGCAUGGUGAUUUAGUUCGCGAGCUCUCCUUGUCUUCUCCUGUUCUUCUGUGUCUCCACACUGUUUUGGGGCCUGCUUUUAGAGGUGGUGUUUAUUUCAUGGUUCACUGCAAUCGUAUAUCUUUCAUUCAAAACUCAGAUGUCAACAAUGUCAUUGUACUUGUAAACUCAUAGGAUGCAGAAACUUGUCCAGAUUUGAAAUUGCCAGAAUUAUCUCUUUCUCUCA
This is a messenger RNA of Populus euphratica (Euphrates poplar), 1863 nucleotides long. Its product is annotated as activating signal cointegrator 1-like. The record is from RefSeq and is a predicted model, not a curated record. Lineage: Eukaryota; Viridiplantae; Streptophyta; Magnoliopsida; Malpighiales; Salicaceae. The coding region runs from base 101 to 781 and encodes 226 amino acids. The transcript has 6 exons.